Molecule: messenger RNA, 408 nt
Organism: Symbiodinium natans
Lineage: Eukaryota; Dinophyceae; Suessiales; Symbiodiniaceae
Source: the annotation of a GenBank genome assembly
AUGGCCUUCUACUUCUUCCGCCGCGCUGUGGGCGGAGGCAAGGUCGUGGCCGUGGUCGAGGCAAGGUCCCUGCUGCCCGUCAGUCUGUCCGACCACCUUGUAUUCUCAACUUCCUGCAAGAUUCCUCCCACAUGCAGGACCAUGAAGCCCUCGGGGGCUGUGCUGGACCCUCCCUUGCCACCGGAGAUCCCUGGCAUGGAGGACUUGAACCUGUCGUUCCCCAAGCUCUCUGCCGGCGGGGCCGCGCAUCCCGGAAAUCGCAAGGGCCGGAAUGGACGUGAUCUGCUUGAAACGGCCGGCAGCGCUGGGGCGGCAGCGAUGGCCCUGGCGUUGCUGGGCAUCUGCUGCCUCCGCCGGGCGAGGAAGAUUCGGGAGGCUGAGGCUGGCGAGCUUCGGAAUGCCGCGUAA